Messenger RNA from Trypanosoma theileri, 444 nucleotides. RefSeq lists its product as uncharacterized. The transcript has a single exon. The record is from RefSeq and is a predicted model, not a curated record. The coding region runs from base 1 to 444 and encodes 147 amino acids. Lineage: Eukaryota; Euglenozoa; Kinetoplastea; Trypanosomatida; Trypanosomatidae.
AUGGAAGUUCAGAAAACUUCAUCCUACCCAAUUCCCGCACACGAGGCGGAGAGGAAAGAGUUGGAUGAGAUUCUCAAAAACACACACUUUGCGAGAACUCUUACAAAUGGCAUAGAUAAACAAAGAUUAUUAUUUAUAUUUUUCCAAAACACAAGCAAGACCACACAUCUCCCUUCGCGAGCUGCUGCCGCCUGCCCUCCCGCCGAAAACCACAAAAAAGCAAAAAAAGCCCAGGUAUUUUUCGACAUUAUAUUAAAAAAUCCAAAAUGCAGUUUCUUCAUUCAUUUUCUUGCUGAAAUGCAGUACCACUCACGAAAACCCUGCACCAAUUACACAGUACAGGGAUUCGUGUGUCCGCUGAGAGUUGUUCAGUGCAACGCUCCAGGUGAUCACACCAAUCCACCGAAUUUCCACAUGCCUUCACUUCCAAACGGAGAAAAGUAA